GGCCACAUCUAAUUUAGCAAAAGAAGAGAAGAAGCAAUAACUAGUUAUUUCUCCCUUCUCAGUUCUGCUUAAUCAUGAACAACUACUCACUUCACUAAUAGCAACAACACCCAAAGAAGAAAGGCGAAAAAAAAAAAGCUUUUCAACGGCCCCUUUUCUUUCGAACCUUUUAUUUCCCUUAGAGUCUCUUCUUUGUCGUUCAUAUAUCUUUCUUCUUUCGUUGAAUCCUCCUUUGUGUUUUUCUUCAAUUUCGAUAUAUAAAAGCCUUUCCUCUGCUUUUUUACCUUUCUACACGUUAUAAUACGUAGCAGAUUAUUAUUACAUCUAUAUAAACCUCUCUAGCUCUUUUGUCUUGUUUUUAUAGCGUAGCAAAAGGAAAGAAAAAAAAGAUAAAAGAAGAUGGAGGAGAAUGGUGUAGUGUCGAUAGUGGUGAGAGAAUUUGAUGCAAAAAAAGAUUGCAGGGAAGUGGAACAAGUGGAAAGAAGAUGCGAAGUUGGACCAAGUGGGAAACUCUCUCUUUUCACUCAUCUUUUAGGUGACCCAAUUUGCAGAGUUCGCCAUUCUGCUGCUUAUCUCAUGCUGGUUGCAGAGAUAGUGGUGCAUAAUGGAGAAAAGGAAGAGAAGAGAGCAAUAGUAGGGAUGAUAAGAGGUUGUAUCAAAACCGUUACGUGUGGGAAAAAGCUCUCAAGGAAUGCUAAAAACAGCUCUGAUUCCAUUAAACCCCUUCCUAUUUUCACCAAACUCGCCUAUAUUUUAGGCCUCCGCGUUUCUCCUUCUCACCGGAGAAUGGGAAUUGGGUUAAAACUGGUGUGCGAAAUGGAGGAGUGGUUCAGAGUUAAUGGUGCUGAAUAUUCGUACAUAGCUACAGAAAACGACAACCAAGCUUCCAUUAAGCUCUUCACCCACAAAUGCGGUUACUCCAAGUUCCGUACCCCGUCCAUUUUGGUCCAGCCCGUUUUCGCUCAUCGGGCCCGGGUAUCAAGUCGGGUCACUAUCAUCAAGCUCAGCCCAACUGACGCUGAAACACUAUACCGCCGCCGCUUCUCCACUACCGAGUUCUUCCCACGCGACAUUGAUUCUAUUCUUUGCAAUAAGCUCAAUCUGGGUACUUUUUUAGCGGUUCCAAAGGGGCUUUACUCGGCCCAAAGUUGGCCCGGUGUGGACGAGUUCUUGGCGAGUCAGCCCGAGUCAUGGGCUGUGCUCAGUGUGUGGAACUGUAAGGACGUGUUCAAUCUUGAGGUUCGUGGCGCGUCACGAAUGACAAAGAUUCUUGCUAAGACGACUCGUUUAGUGGACCGGGCUUUUCCUUGGCUCAAAGUACCGUCGGUGCCGGAGGUUUUUAGGCCAUUUGGCCUUCAUUUUCUGUAUGGGCUUGGUGGAGAAGGCCCAUUAGCUGAAAAGCUGACAAAAUCUCUGUGUGAUUUUGCACACAAUCUAGCUAAAGAGUCGCGGUGUAGCGUGGUGGCGACGGAGGUGGCAAGUCGUGAACCGUUGAGGUUAGCAAUUCCACACUGGAAAAAGCUAUCAUGCGCAGAGGAUUUAUGGUGCAUGAAAAGACUAGGGGAAGACUAUAGUGACGGGUCAUUAGGUGACUGGACAAAAUCACAACCUGGUCUUUCUAUUUUUGUUGAUCCUAGAGAAGUCUAACUUUAUAUAUGUCAUGUCCUUUCACACUAGGACUAGUGAAAAAUCUAAUUUUAGAAGCUCAAAGAAAAAGCAGGUGAAAAAGUUGAUAUUUCCUUUUUGGUAGGUUCUGUUUUUUUGUUGAAGCCAGUUGAACUUUUAACUAGAUAAGUUGAAGAUAUGGGUAGAGAACACUUUUUGUUGUUGGUUGGUUGCUGUAAAGGAGGGGAAUAUCCCACAUUUUAUGUAAAUGAAUGUGGCUUUUUAGAUCCUCUUUCGGCCAAAGAGAAGAUGUUUCUGUUGUCAUAUGCUGGAAUUUGUUAUCUUUUGGCUUCUCUCUAUAGUCUAUCCCAUCCUAUUUGUCUUU
Nicotiana attenuata is the source of this 1990-nucleotide messenger RNA. Its product is annotated as probable N-acetyltransferase HLS1. Gene Ontology annotation, molecular function: acyltransferase activity, transferring groups other than amino-acyl groups. The transcript is spliced from 3 exons. The record is from RefSeq and is a predicted model, not a curated record. Bases 400 to 1647 code for a protein of 415 amino acids. NCBI's taxonomy places the organism in Eukaryota, Viridiplantae, Streptophyta, Magnoliopsida, Solanales, Solanaceae.